GAGUGUAUAUAUUUCUACCUGGACUGAUCUUAACCACUCCUCCCGAAUAACAUGUCUGGGUACACAUCUUUUGUCGUCGUUGGGGCCGGUGGGCUCGGUACGCUUAUUGUCGAUGAGCUCCUCAAAUAUAAGAGCUCCUCAAACAUCAAGGACGUAAUUGUCUUCACUCGUUCUAACAAUUCCAAGCUAGCCAGCCUCGCCGCCAGGGGUGCCACCGUCAAGGAAGUUGACUAUAGCUCCCCCUCCUCCCUCAGCGCCGCUCUCACCAACGUCGAGGUCGUCAUCUCCACCGUCGGCCUGGGUGCCAUGGAUCUUCAGCUCCCCCUUGCUGAAGCAGCCAAAUCUGCAGGCGUGAAACUCUUCGUCCCAACGGAAUUCGGGGAUGCAACUGAUGAUCACGCCUCAAUCCCGGACCACGGGGCUCUCGCGCUCAAAGUCGCGACCCAGAAGAAGUGCAAAGAGCUGAGCCUUCCCUAUGCUUUGUUCUUUACGGGCCCGUGGUCAGACUUUUGCUUUAUACCGGCCCUGGGCCUCGAUAUCAAGAAUGGCAAGGCAAGUGUGGGCGGAGAUGGUAAUACUCCCAUCUCGUGGACAACCAGUCCUGACAUCGCUCGUUUCGUGGCGUACGUCCUCACGAGCCUCCCUGCUUCCAAGCUCGAGUGGCAGACCUUCCGCAUCGAAGGCGAACGUGCUUCCUUCAACCAAGUCUUUGAAACCUACCAGAAGAAGACCGGCAAGAAAAUCGAUGUCACCUACAAAUCCGAAAAAGAGCUGAAUGAAGCGGUAGCGAGCGAUGCGAGCGACUUUUCCAGUUAUAUCCAUUUGUCGUGGGCCCUUGGGCAGGGAUUGGUCGGGAAGCCGGAGCAGUUGUCGAACGGAUUGUGGCCGGAUUGGAAUCCCAAGAACGUUCUGGCGGCUAUUGCCCCCUGAAUUUACCAGUAUUAUAUUGGUACUAUGUAGUAGCUGAUCGCGACGUCUCAUGAAGUAUAAUGGAAGUCGAAUGAGAUUGGACAGCGACGUUA
This is a messenger RNA of Stereum hirsutum FP-91666 SS1, 1022 nucleotides long. RefSeq names its product NAD-P-binding protein. The record is from RefSeq and is a predicted model, not a curated record. NCBI's taxonomy places the organism in Eukaryota, Fungi, Basidiomycota, Agaricomycetes, Russulales, Stereaceae. The transcript is spliced from 4 exons. Bases 52 to 930 code for a protein of 292 amino acids.